AUGUCCACCUCGAUUGUUCGUACCAUCAAGAACAUCUAUUCGUCGGGCCUCAGAAGAGCAGCCUGGCAAAUCCAGAACCACAACGAUACCAAGAGAGGUUGGUUGGUGGGCCAGGAUGACUGGGGAAACAAGUACUACGAGACUGAUGUGCCAGAGGAAAUCCACUUGAGAACGAGAUGGGUUGAGUACGCUGACUGGGGUAUUGACAUCUCGCGUGUGGAGCCUGGUUGGCAUUACUGGUUGGGGUACGGAACCAACACACCUCCAACGCAGUUGCCUGAAGACCAAAAGGCAAUCAGAGCAUAUCCAUUGCCAGCCAAGCACAAGGAGAACAUGACCACAACUGCUGGUGCUUAUGUUCCAUACAACACUGCCAGACCCAAGUGCCAGGCAUGGACUCCGGAGGUGAGGGAGAGAGUUUAG
Messenger RNA from Sungouiella intermedia, 423 nucleotides. The record is from the annotation of a GenBank genome assembly. Lineage: Eukaryota; Fungi; Ascomycota; Pichiomycetes; Serinales; Metschnikowiaceae.